UUUACUAUAAUUCAAAAGUUCUAAGAUUGCUGUAUUUAAAAAAAACUGCUAAAUAUGAAGUUGUACUUGGUUGCUUGCAUUGUUUUCACCGUAAUCUCAUCUUCGAUGCAGUGUGAAGUGCCUUCACCGAAACAACCAAUAGAUUGGUCUAAGAUUCCAGAAACAUGGUUUCUAGCUUUCACCUCGGGAGAUGCGGUCAUGGGUGAAAUGGAUUGUAAUGUGAUACACAAUUUGAAGAAAACUGAUGCAGGUUUCGCAUUGGAUGGAUACUUUUAUUCGAACGGGGUAUUGAAGGAUAAAGAACACAUUGUCAAAAAGAUACUACCAAAUGGCAACUACGUCUCACAUUUAUCUCAUGGUAAAUAUGAAGAUAUUGCGAGAGGAAACAUGCACAAAGCUUUGGUUGCUGAAGUUCAAACAAUUAAUUCGGAGAAAGAUCAGACCUUACAUUCUACCGACAGCAAAACUUACUUAUACCAUAUAAGCUGCUCCGCCACAGGGGAAUAUAUUGUUUGGUGCUACACAUCAAAUCCUAAUCCGGAUCUGAUGACUCUUUACAACGCUUUCAAAGAUCUUAUAAGCUACGGGAUAACGCCAAAGAAUUUCCAGCCUUCUAAAUGCAAUCAAAUAAACUUUGCAGAGAAAUAAAAGUUUUAAACUGACUAUAUUACUCGGAUGACAUUUUUUUGACUUUGAAAUUUCAUGAAAAAAAAAAAAA
Styela clava is the source of this 718-nucleotide messenger RNA. RefSeq lists its product as uncharacterized. Lineage: Eukaryota; Metazoa; Chordata; Ascidiacea; Stolidobranchia; Styelidae. The record is from RefSeq and is a predicted model, not a curated record.